Messenger RNA from Ruditapes philippinarum (Manila clam), 2192 nucleotides. RefSeq names its product glycoprotein-N-acetylgalactosamine 3-beta-galactosyltransferase 1-like. NCBI's taxonomy places the organism in Eukaryota, Metazoa, Mollusca, Bivalvia, Venerida, Veneridae. The coding region runs from base 180 to 1223 and encodes 347 amino acids. Gene Ontology annotation, molecular function: N-acetylgalactosaminide beta-1,3-galactosyltransferase activity. The transcript has 5 exons. The record is from RefSeq and is a predicted model, not a curated record. Gene Ontology annotation, cellular component: membrane.
CACAUCUUAUAAUGGUAAGGUAUUGAUAAAAUAUAUACAGGUGCAUCUAAAUGUGCCUGAUAAGGCAAAAUAUACAAACGUUUGUAUAAAUGGUGGAGUUUUAACGUGGAUUUAAAGUAAGGAGAUACGUACAAAAUCUGCAUGUUAAAACUAGGACUUAUACUAACGUCUAAAUUCCAAUGCAGAAUGCAACAUUCAACUUUGUGUUGGGUUUGUCGGUCGGCCUCGUGUUUGCAUUCCUUGCAGUGUCUUACAUGUCAGGGCCGACAAGCAUUUCCAUACACACACCACGUCGAAUACCGAUUGAAGAAGUGGGCAAAUUUAACAACGUGCAUGAUUCCGUCUUGACACAUGAAGACCUAGAUAGGAUUCAACAAAUCGUGCGUCCAGUCCAGUUCCAAGAUGCCCACGCUCAUCAUGACGACGACAAAGAAGCGGUGGAUUUAAAAAAGAAAAUCCGGGUCCUUUGUUGGGUAAUGACCAGUCCCAAAAACUUACAGAAGAAAGCUAUUCACGUCAGGAAUACUUGGGCUCAUCGGUGUAACAAACUUAUUUUCAUUAGUUCAGAAACGAACACAAGUUUUCCCACUGUAGGAAUAGAUGUCCCCGAAGGAAGAGAUCAUUUGACUGGUAAAACGAUGAAAGCGUUUAGAUACAUUUUUGAGAAUCAUUUUAAUGAGGCAGACUGGUUUAUGAAAGCAGACGAUGAUACCUACGUCAUUUUAGAAAAUUUACGUUACUUCCUUUCUAGUCAAAAUAAAGACGAUCCAAUUUAUUUUGGACAUCAUUUUAAACCUAUAGUGAAGCAAGGUUACUUCAGUGGGGGUGCCGGAUAUGUUCUUAGCAAGGAGGCAUUGAGGCGAUUUGGCGCGCGCGGGAAUGAUUCAAAAAUAUGUCGCCAAGAUGGCGGCGCAGAAGAUGCAGAAAUCGGCAAAUGUAUGCAAAAUUUAGAAGUGAAAGUUGGGAAUUCCACAGAUAAGCUUGGAAGAAGUAGAUUUCAUUGUUUUGAUCCGGAAACCCAUUUACGAGGAGGGUAUCCUGACUGGUACUAUAAGUAUGAUGCUCAUGGUGCUAAAAAGGGGAAAGAAAGUAUAAGUGACUACGCAAUCUCAUUUCAUUAUGUUCCGUCAGCAAAAAUGUACAGCCUCGAAUUCUAUGUUUAUCAUCUUCGACCAUACGGAAUAAAUUCCGGACACCAGGAUUUAAACCAAGACAUAUCAUAGCGCAUUUAAACAUGUGAUAAUUUAUUUGUAAUAAAUUCACGUUAUCUUAUGUUAUUAUACUAUUUACCUUACAUAAAUGUGUUUCAUCUAGAGUUAUAAGUGGGCAUUUGAAUGAUGUAAUAUCAAAGAUGACGUCAGCGGUCCGAAUUGAUUUAUUUAAAAAAAAAAAAACAUGUGCAUUAUACAAAAAUAAAUUUUACUUUGAACUUUUAGCUCAUAUCUUUGAAGAUUUCGAGCUCUUGCUAGUCAUGUUGCCGUUGCCAUCCAGAAACUUUAAGAUUGGCCAUUAUUGUUUUGAAUUUCUAUAUGGAGUGUCUUUAAACUUGGAAAUAUCAACCCUUUGGACAAGAUCUUUGUAAACCAGACUUAACUUUACAUUGAAUAUUAAGGUCAAAUGUUUAAAUUUCGCUUGAUUUUUUGCUUAAAUUGUCUGUAACUUUUUAAUGAAUGUUUUUAGAUUGUCUUCAUACAUGUACUUAGAAACACCAAUUGUUUUUGCAAGACCGUUAAGAAGACCAAAUUGUUUAUGACCUUCACUUAUCAACGACCUUGGAGGUCAAGUUAAGUUAAUGAAUUUUGCUUAAGUUUUGCUUUUAUUGGUUAUUUAUGAAUAGAUUGCCUUCAUACUUGAGCACAACUACCUAGAGGGCAAUGUUUUAAUAAGAUUGAAAACCAUUAAGACUACCAGAGACUAAUUUAAGCUAUGCCAUGUUACUGUGAUAUUCAACGGAGAAGUAAUCUGAGAGUAACUAACUUUAUGAAUCUAUAAUGUUAAUAAAUAAUCAUCUAGAAUCCAAAGGCUAGUACUAAAAUGACAAACCGAAAAGAAACUAUAUGUUCAAAUUUUGGUUGUUUGGUUUUGGCUAAAAUUGUCAUAACUUAAUAAUUUACGUACAGGUUGUAUGCUUAAUUACUUGAAGAAUACAAUUUUUUGACGACACCCGUAUGUUUAAUAUUCAAAAAUAUGAU